CGGAAGCGCUGCAGUAGGAGACACGUGGUUGUACUUUCAUCAUGAUGGAUAUAGAGAUUGUCUCUGAACAACCGGAUCCUGAAGGAUCUGAAGCUGGUUCUGAUGUCGAAGAUGUGGGUUCCUCUUCUGACGGGGAUGCAGACAGUGGUAACGAGGGAGGCGACUCUGGUAAUGACAAUGACUCAGAAGACGGCGAUCCGAAUAAAGGAUGGGCAGAUGCCAUGGCAAAAAUUCUCAAUAAGAAAAUAUCAACGGGCAAAUCGAGCACGAUACUGGUGAAAAGCAAGGCCCUGGAGAAGGAAAAGGAGAAGGAAAAACAAGAAAAGUUAGAAAAAAAGAAACAGCUUGAUAAAAAACGGCAAUGGGAAAUGAUGUGCAGAGUGAAGCCAGAUGUUGUCAAAGGCAAAGAAGUGGAGAGAAACCUGCAGAGAAUUGCCACUAGGGGUGUUGUGCAACUAUUUAAUGCUGUCCGAACACAUCAGGGUAACAUCAGUGACAAACUAAAGGAGGUGGGAGGCUCUGAGAGAAAGCGGAGUAAACUCAUCUCAUCUGUCUCCAAGAAAGACUUUAUUGAUGUUCUUCGAGGAAAAGAAAGUAAAACGGAACAGAGUGUCGCAAAGAAAAGAGGUUCAAAAAAGCCUGCUGUGAAGUCUGAGAACGUGUCAGAAUGGAGCAUAUUACGUGACGAUUUUAUGAUGGGCGCAUCCAUGAAGGACUGGGAUAAAGAUAGCGUUGAUGGAGAGCAUGGCGUAGAACCAAAACGCAGACAUAAGCUGGAUGAUAGUGCAAGUGAUUCCGAUACAUAAGUCUGCAAGAGGAAGAGACUUUCAAGAUAACCAGUUAUCUUGUUUGCUUACUCAAAUAAACUCUUCAUUCUGUGAAUGCAUAACAUUUUUCGGAUUACACAAAUACCUUUUUAUAGGGAAGCUAAAUACUAACCUUUUUUUAUCUUCUGGAUUUGACAACCCUUUUUAAUCCGGAAAUAUUUUCCACAAAUGUAUAAUUUUCAGAAUUCUUUCCAAAACAUUUUUUUGCUCAGUCAAAACAGUGGCACCUGCCCAACAGUGAAAGGUUUUGCCAAAGGAUAUUAAAAAUUAGUGUUAUUCCAUUAUUGAUACACUGUGCCGGUGAGUGCAUUUUUAUUCCCUCAUACACCUUAAGGAUUCUGUGCCCAGGAGAAGGUAUUUUGGUUAUAUCCAUUUAAUGGGUAUCUCCUUGUGUGGUGGAUAUACUGAAAGUCUACUGUUGGCAGUAAAAGGCCUCUUUGGAGGUGCAUGAAACGAAUUCCAAAACUGCGCUUAAAAUGAUUCUGCAUGAAUAUAAUUCAUGGCAUUUCAGUGAAGUCUCUCCAAGGUUACCAAAACAUAUUUAUUUCAUUUUAAACGUUUUUGGUCUUGCGUUAUCAAAGCAGUGCUAAACCUUAGCAACUUUUGAAUUAAUCUCUGCUUGCAUGUAUACCUUUGAGAACAAGCCACACAUUUGCCAUUUGAUGUGGGAAAAGCAUGAGAAUAUUUCCUCUCUGCUUCGCACAGUGUUGCCAAGCCAUGCUGUUUAACUUUAUUGUUGAAGGGAUGUUGCACACGAAAUGAAAGGUUAAUAAGGGUAAUCAUUUUUUUUUAAUUGCAUGGGCUUUCUGUAUCAUGAGUUGAAUUUUUACUUGUGUCCCUAUAUGCAUAAAUUAAAAAAAAAAAAGACGGCAUGCAUUUAUUUGCUAAAUUUCCUGUGAUAUAUCCUCUGUUAGUUGCUGGGUUCAUUUUUAAAGGGACGUUAUCAUAUUUUUUUUUGCCUUGUAACAAACAUAUGUUCUCUAUAAACCCAUUGGCUGUUACCAACACAAAAUAUUAAUUGCUAUAUCAACUUCGCUAAAUUUUCUGUUUUCCCUAAGUUUAAUAAAGAACAUUUUAAAUGUUAUGAGACCGAAUUAAAUGAAAUGUUGUAGUUUGAAAUACAUGUUGUACAUAAGGGAAAUAGGAUCUGUGAAUGAAUUUGUUUUGAUACAUUUUGCGUGUAUAGUGUGUUUCUUUAUGCCUAUCAUACUAGUAGGAAUGUGUACAACACUCCUAUCAAAGGAAACCUAAUUGUACUAUAGCCCUCAAAAUUAUCUGUGGUUACCUCAUCCUGAGGAUUUACUUUUUGAAGUGUGAAGUGAAGUGGCUGCCUACUCGAUAGAUUAGACUGGAAGGAAAGUUCUCGAGCGGGAUUACCUCCGCUCUCUAAAUGACUUAGGUCCAAAGCUCACAGAUGAAUGGAAUUUAGCUUGGAUUUGUAGACUGGAUUUGCUGAUAAAACAUGCUCUCAAAAUGGAUAACCAACUAGUCUGUCUUUCCCAAAAUGCAACUGAAUUAAAUUACAUAAUACAAUGAAAAAUGUCUGCAUACUCAUUGCUAAAAUAAAAUAAAAAAAGUUAAAUGAAAUUUGCCCUUUAAA
Bombina bombina (fire-bellied toad) is the source of this 2427-nucleotide messenger RNA. It is a transcript of the gene RRP15, whose product is annotated as ribosomal RNA processing 15 homolog. Gene Ontology annotation, biological process: maturation of 5.8S rRNA; maturation of LSU-rRNA. The record is from RefSeq and is a predicted model, not a curated record. NCBI's taxonomy places the organism in Eukaryota, Metazoa, Chordata, Amphibia, Anura, Bombinatoridae. Gene Ontology annotation, cellular component: preribosome, large subunit precursor. The transcript is spliced from 5 exons. The coding region runs from base 42 to 806 and encodes 254 amino acids.